Molecule: messenger RNA, 3750 nt
Organism: Athene cunicularia (burrowing owl)
Lineage: Eukaryota; Metazoa; Chordata; Aves; Strigiformes; Strigidae
Gene: LIMD1
Product: LIM domains containing 1
Exons: 9
Coding region: 29-1198 (389 amino acids)
Biological process (GO): response to hypoxia; positive regulation of miRNA-mediated gene silencing; cytoskeleton organization
Cellular component (GO): nucleus; transcription regulator complex; P-body
Molecular function (GO): transcription corepressor activity
Source: RefSeq, a predicted model, not a curated record
AAGAACCCCCCCGGCACUCCCGGUGGGGAUGGAGGAGGGGGCACCAGGUGCCCUGCCGCAGCCGAGGUCCUCUUCCUUCUCGACCCCCUCGGUGCAGCCGGCCCGGGGGUUUUCAGGCCCUGCUGAGCCCUGUGGUCCCAGGACCGGAGGGGACAGCAGCCAGCUGUGGUACCAGGGCGUCCUGCUGUCCUUUCCCCCCGGCUCCACACCCGCCCCGAGCGUGGACUGCCAGCACACCGCUGCCUACCCCAGCCCAAGCGGGCACUACGUGGCCCACGGUCAAAACCACCGGCCCAACGGCAGCAGCGCAAACCCCGAGUCGGGCUCCUCACGCCUGGCCUCGCGCGGGCUGAUGGCUCCAGAUGCUCCACAACCGCUUUUCCCCGAGAGCGUGAGUGGCCCACGGCUGGAUGCUGGUCACCAGGAGGGCUCCGGCAUGACGAAAGUGAAGCUGCCCUGCCAGACCCUCCUUCCGCAGCCAGAGCAAGGGCCGUCGGCGGCUGAGCUGAAGCUGGAGGCACUGACCCAGCGCCUGGAGCAGGAGAUGGAUGCUCGGCCGAAGGCCGAUUACUUCGGGACCUGUGUGAAGUGCAGCAAGGGGGUGUAUGGAGCAAACCAGGCUUGCCAGGCCAUGGGCAACCUCUACCAUGACGGCUGCUUCACCUGCGGAGCCUGCAGUCGAAAGCUGAGAGGAAAAGCCUUUUAUUUUGUCAAUGGCAAGGUCUUCUGUGAAGAAGAUUUCCUGUAUUCUGGUUUCCAGCAGUCAGCUGACAGGUGUUUCAUUUGUGGUCAUUUGAUAAUGGACAUGAUCCUGCAGGCUCUAGGGAAAUCAUACCAUCCAGGCUGCUUCCGAUGUGUGGUCUGCAACGAGUGUCUGGACGGUGUGCCAUUCACUGUAGACUCUGAAAACAAAAUCUACUGUGUCAGAGAUUACCACAAAGUUUUAGCUCCAAAGUGCGCAGCAUGUGGACUUCCCAUCCUUCCCUCUGAGGGGUCUGAUGAGACCAUUCGGGUUGUGUCCAUGGACAAGGAUUACCAUGUAGAAUGUUAUCACUGUGAGGACUGUGGGAUGGAACUCAAUGAUGAAGAUGGGCAUCGCUGUUACCCACUAGACGAACAUUUGCUUUGUCACUCCUGUCAUCUGAAACACAUAGAGAACGGCACAACCCCAGCAACUGUGUACCAGCACCACUACUAGCCAGCGUGGCUGACAUCGGAAAGCUGGGACAGACGACUUGUUACAUGAUCUCCCUCUCCCCACACUCAGUUGAUUUCCUGUGCAUGUUUUUCGCCAGUCGGCAAUGUUCCUGUAAAAGGAUAUGAGAGAUUUUUUCUGGAUUCCCAGAGUUUGUAUGCUUGUGAGUUCCAGCUGUAUCAAACCACGUCUACUUGACCAAGAAUGUGGCAUGUUAUGUAAACUGAUUGGUUUACUUUUAUGUGCCUUUUUCUGCUGUCCGGAGAUUCCUCUUGGCUCAUUUUGGAAGAUUCUUCAGUGAAAGCACAAUUUGCUGUCAUACCUACGAACUCAGAUCAUGCCAUGCACAAUUAAAAAGCCAGAGGCUGGCUUGCCUGUCUGCCGGGCACAUCCCGUCAGUCUAUUAAGUGUUUCCUGACAAGCACAUUUCAUCGGAUUCCCUGAAGGACAUCAGUCUAUUAAUACCAGUUUUUAGACACUCUCUCUCUCUCUUUAUUAAUUCUUUAGAAAAAGAAAAGAAAGAGGUCUGUGCAAAAUGGUGCACUCAGACCUUUCAGUUAAUUCCCCGAACUCUGGUAUCAAGUCUGGCUGUAAAAGCACCAGCUCUCCGACCACAAACCAGGCAUGCUGGCUGGCAGCCGGAGGCUGAUAUCCCAUUUCAAACAGAACGAAAAACUGGAACAAGCUAGGCUAAACUACCCUGAUGACUUGGGGCCUGGGCUUGCGUGUCAGCAUGAUACGCAGGGGCCAGUCUGCUGUGUCAGAGUCUGAAUAGCGGAUCAUAUUUGGAAAGGAAAGGUCGGGAUGCUGAAAGUGUGGACAUGGGGAAAUCCAUCCUCAUUCUUGCUUGCAGAGCUUGCUGUGGAAAAGAGCUCUCUGUACACAGAAACUCGCCUGAGUUUUCCAGUUUGUCCCCAGAGCUCAACCCCCAGCCUGGCCACUCCUUUCCAUGGUGUUUACCCAGCACAAAGCCAUUUCAUAACGGUGCUUAUUUAGAGCUCUGGGAACAAACUUGAGAUCGUUAUGAAGGCUUUGUUACACAGGGAUUUAGAGUCCAGCUCCGCAACCUGUACUCUGAUGAGUGUGUUGGUAUAAACAGAUUUGCUCCCAUGAAUAAUAACAGCUUAUCUGAGCAAGGCGUUAGAGAGUUUGGGCCUUACUUUCUGUACUGCUGAGAAAGCAGAAAGGCAAUUCGUUUCUCUUUUUGACUCCCCCGCUUUAUAGUCAAAGAAAUUUGCUUCCCUAAUAUGCAUUACAUAGAUGAUAGGUGUGCCUGCAGUGCAUGUUCUGUAGGUACCAAAGCUGUGCAGCCCCUUGUGUACAGGUACAAAGUUUUUGUUUCAAAAAACACUCUUAAUUUAAAGCCUCAGAUGCAGCUGGGGACCUUAGCUACCCUUUCCAACAUACUGUGUGGAAAACUAGUUAAAUCCUCAUGUAUCUAUGCUGAAGAUGUUGUUUAGUUCUGAUUGAUAGAGGAUGGGAUAACAUUCUUGAAGAUCGUUUUAGUGAAGAAACUACAAUAAAUUAGCUGAGCAGUGGUGCUGGGACUCCCAAAAUGAGCCCUUGCUGAGAACCCACUAUGGUUCAACCAAACCUCUUUUCCAGCAGCAUGGAUGUAGCUAGAUAGGUGCUUGAAAUUCACACCACGUAGUCAGACUGCCUGGUGUACCCACCCGAAGCAGCACAAGUGCUGCGUAGCAGCAAGCUGCCUGUCUCUGCCCAUGCUAAUAAAUACCACGGGCCUCCAUUUUGAGAGGUGCAAGUUGCUGUGCUAAGUAUUAAACAGAGGCACAGGCAUCUGCCGUAAAACAAAUGGAGACCAGUGGCCUGUUAGCACCCUCCUACACAUCUGUUACCAGCUUGCCUCAGCUGAAAUGGGGGUGUCUGAAACUGCCCAAGCCUCAGGAGUUCGGUGGUUUUGGCAGGGAGUUUCAUAAGGCCAACAGACCAUCCAGCCUCCUGCCCCAUCCAGCUGUAAGCGCCUCCACCUGUUGCUGCUGUUCUUUGGGACGGAGAUGGCAGCGCGUGGCUGGAGGGUGGUCCUGUGCUGGAAACCAUCCAGAGCUCCAGCUUUGAUGGAGCUUGGCUCUGUGGCACAUUUCCUGGGGACGUACAGCCCCUGGGGCAGCCAGAAGCUUGUGUGGCAGUAUGCAUCAGUAGCCCCCUAAGACAAGAUGAAGGAUGGGAAGAAACUGUCCCCAUGUGAAAAUACAUGGCGUAGAGCCUCCGAAGGCACCGACCCUUGUCCCCGCGCAGCAGGUCUGCGGUGCAUGGCCAGACAGGGACCCGGGUGCUCACAUGCAGGCUGUGGCUUUCUGUAUCCAAAAGGCAAACCUAGAGCCUGGUUAACAAUACUGAAUGGUACUAAUUAUUUUGUUUAUGUUUCCUUCAAAGCUCAACUCCGGGAGAGAGUAUUUUAGGAUUUGUGCUGGUAUAACUAACCUUAGCCACCUGUGAACACAGCCCUCUUCUUCUGUGCUGUUAAAUAUUUAUGAAGAAUGAAGGCCAGCAGUGGGAGCAAAGCUGUUGGCCCGUUGUGAUUAAAGACAAUAUUG